AUGGACUCUGGUGCUCUUCAAGUCAUUGAGCUUCUUCGGUCCUGUCGUGCCGCAUACCAACAGACAAUCCAGCACCUGUCUCCCGACGAGCUCGAGCAGGUUUCACGCUACUGGAACUCCAUGAAUGCCGAGAUGAGGAACUCCCCUCCAACCUCGACAUCUGAAUAUGGUUCUUCGGUUCCCUCCAAACGACCUCUAUCCUCUGUGAUGGUUGGUGAUAUGGAACCAGCGCCCAAACGUAAUGUCCAUAAGACAGCAUCCCUGGCUUCCUCGGCACCCACAUCCCAUGUCCUCGAGCGACAUAUCUCAGCACCAGUUGUUGGUCAAUCUGCCCCCAGGACCCAGCAAGGCAGACCUUCGGUUCGAACUUCACCUAUUCCCCAGACCGCCACAACCACGACCACCACAACGACAACCAAGCCAAUGCCCAUCCCCCGACGCAACAAUUGGCAACGGAGAGGUUCCACAUACGCCUCGUACCCCAACCGAUAUUUGGGAUCCAGUCUUAAUUUCAUUGAAGAGGUUCAAGAUAUGUCGCCCGCGGACUUCCUCGCCAAGUCACCGGAUGACUAUCAUCAUAACCCGCCUGGCUCGUUGACCCCUCCCACAAUUGUGGAGCGUGGUGAGUUCCACAUCAACCAGAUGGCACAGCUCACGUCCCCGUAUUCUUCAGCGAUAGAGUCGCCAGGAGGAGUCUUUACUCCGAUGACGGCCACUAGUGACUCGAGCAUGACGGCUCCGUCAACUGUGUUGUCGGAGCCCAUGUCUCGGAGCAACACCAAUGAUGUUCUCUGCGAAGGCUUUGGGAUGUUUCGCAUGGACUCAAUGUCGAUGGCGAAGGAUCACAAGGCCUCGAGCAGCAUGAUGCCGGAUGAGCCUCGGUAUCCCCAGGAUGCCGAACCAGCUCGACGACUUUCUUUUCUUCCUACUACUUCUUCUUCCGUGGUUGGAACCGGUUUCGGUUGCAACGUAUUUUCCCGUUUGUCUUUUGAGGAUGACGAGCUUCAGUCAUCGUCUCCUUCUAGUUUUGAGAUGAAGAAGUCGCCUUCCUCUGGAAGCGACGCCUCAUCGGUUUCUGUUUUGUCUCAGUCUCAUAUGUCGUCGUCGGCACGAGGGCUUCCGCCGCCGCCGCCGCAGCAGGAAGUUGUUGUUCCUCGUAGCAGUAACACAGUCUCACGACCUCUGGCUCCCAAGAUGGAGCGUGCUCCGGGGUCAUCGUCGCAAUCAGUCGAGAUGCCAGCACCCCGACUCAUUGCUGUCCAGGGCGCGGACGGCACCGUGAAACACAAGGCAGAGAUCAGCCGCACAAUCCGACAACAGCCUCCUCGUAAGACGACCUUUUGUCAGUUCUGUAACGAUCAACCCCAGGGCUUUCACGGCGACCACGAGCUCCGACGGCAUAUCGAGCGCCACCACUCCCAAGUGCGCCGGGUUUGGAUCUGCAAGGACGCCUCGGCCGACGGCAAGUUCUUGUCCAACUGCAAGGCAUGCCGCAGCCGCAAGAGCUAUGGCGCCAACUACAACGCUGCAGCUCACUUGCGUCGCGCCCACUUCAACCCGUGCAAGAACCGACGUGGCGGUCGGGGCAAGAAGAGCGAGGGUCGCGGCGGCAUGGGUGGUGGCAACACACCGCCUAUGGAAUUCCUCAAGCACUGGAUGUACGAAGAGCUUGAACUCAACGUCAACGGCCGCGUGAUUGUCCAAGACCUCAACGUCCCUGACACAACCUUCCAGCCCGCCGUCGUCAACGAACACGUCAGAGGCGCCUCGACUGCCAAUACCACCGCCAACAGCGCCAACAGCAACAUGGGCAACGCCAACUACGAGCUCACCGACGACGACAUGAUGCAAAAUCCAUCCCUGCCCAUGUUGGAUCUCACACAAGAGCCGUUGUUCUACGACAACAUCCUCGCUGCCGACAACUUCGUCAACGUCGAUGCCACCAUGUCCAUGGCCCAGAAUGCAAUGUACAACGCCAGCGGCUUUGACUUCCCCGGCGAGAGCUCGAAUUUCGGAUUUCGGCAGUAUUAA
Messenger RNA from Fonsecaea erecta, 2031 nucleotides. RefSeq lists its product as hypothetical. The record is from RefSeq and is a predicted model, not a curated record. The transcript is spliced from 2 exons. The coding region runs from base 1 to 2031 and encodes 676 amino acids. Lineage: Eukaryota; Fungi; Ascomycota; Eurotiomycetes; Chaetothyriales; Herpotrichiellaceae.